CUUUCCUACUCUCUCUCGCUCGCUCGCCUCCGCCUUGCUCUGAUCGUCCUCUCCACCGUCGAGUACUUCCCUUCUCCGGGCCUUACGUUGCACACCAGAUGUCUCUUGAUCUCUGCAAGAAGAAUCCAUCUUUUCUUUGGUGCGACUGUGGUUAUAUGAGCAGGGGGAAGUUGUGGUGCUUUCAAAUCAUCUUGUUUAGGCACUGGACUUAGUCUUACUCUCUUCUUCUUCUUCUUCUUCUCUUUUCUUCCUACCUUCUCUGCAACUUUCUGUUUGAUUUGAUUACAAAGUAUUCGCUUUUACUGGUCCUGUUACUGUGAACUUGAAUUUUUUUCUGCGCAAAACUCUCUCCUUGCUUGAGGAGUUUACUGCGGAGAGUGAAAGUUUUCCCCUUUGGAUCUGUGCCAAUGGGGAAAACUCAAUUGGCUCCUGGGUUCCGGUUUCAUCCGACUGACGUUGAACUCGUGAGAUAUUACUUGAAGAGGAAAGUGUUGGGGAAAAAGCUACUCGUUGAUGCAAUCGUUGAACUUGACAUUUACAAGUUCGAACCUUCUGAUUUACCUGAUAAGUCCUAUAUAAAGAGUGGGGAUCUUAAGUGGCACUUCUUCUGCCCAAGGGAAAAGAAGUAUGCAACUGGGGUUAGAGCAAACCGUGCAACUGAGUGUGGUUACUGGAAGACCACAGGGAAGGAUAGAGCGGUUCUGUGCAAUGAUGAAGUUGUGGGAAAGAUCAAGACUUUGGUUUACCACGUUGGCAAGUCACCUCGUGGGGAGAGAACUGAUUGGGUUAUGCAUGAGUACAGACUUGAAGACAAGGUACUUGCACAGAAGAAUAUUCCUCAGGAUACUUAUGUGCUGUGUGUUCUAUUCAAGAAAGAUGGUCCUGGACCUAGAAAUGGAGCUCAGUAUGGUGCUCCAUUUAACGAAGAGGACUGGAGUGAUCAGGAACAGCAUCUGAAUGAUGCAGCUCACACUCCUCUGUCUGCUACUCCACUUCUUGAUUCCAAUAGUACCGCCUCUCUGGGGCCGACCCUCCAAGCUCCAACCAACAACUAUGAUGACAUAUAUUCAAUGUUGGAUCGCUUUGUCGACGAGGAUGAGUGCUUGCCUUUCUGUGAGCCCAACAACAAUGAGGUAAUACAUGAUACCUGUGUUCCAGCUCCGGUUUUCUUAGAAGAAGGAGAAGACAUGUUCAGCGAACUACUAGACUUGAGCAUUAUCCAUGACAACAGCAUGCCAAGGACACCUUCUAACGACCUAAUUGAAAACUCGGAGCUAUACUUGGAGCUACAAGAUCUCACAGCUCCAUUAGCACCACCUCCAGCUGGGAAUGGUGGUGACUCUUAUCUUAGCUAUCAAGGCCACUUCGAUUUGUCCACUGCUAAUGAUGACGAUCCUUUUGGCUUUUCUGCGUUCAUGUGACACACGGACCAGACACAUGAACAAGAGGGUCUAAAACCAAAAGAAUCCUCUUCUGCCAAGCUCGGUCCUCGUCCAUGUCUUCUCAACUCAACAGAAGCAUUUCAGACGGAGCAUGACCCGUGACAUCAUUCCUUUUAUGUUGCAACAUCAUCAAACAGACUAUAUGAUCGCGUGAUUUCAUCUCUUAUUAGCAUUCUCAAUUUCUGUUUCCUUGUCGUUUGGACCAGUUUGUAAACAUUCUUAACUUUUCUCAGAAUAUACAACUCGAUCUAUCAUUUAUAUC
Molecule: messenger RNA, 1704 nt
Organism: Brassica oleracea var. oleracea
Lineage: Eukaryota; Viridiplantae; Streptophyta; Magnoliopsida; Brassicales; Brassicaceae
Product: NAC domain-containing protein 82-like
Exons: 5
Coding region: 408-1421 (337 amino acids)
Biological process (GO): regulation of DNA-templated transcription
Molecular function (GO): DNA binding
Source: RefSeq, a predicted model, not a curated record